AUGGCAGAGAGUGUUGUUAAAUUAUUGUUAGAAAAAUUAAGUGCCCUUCUAAAUGAAGAAGUAUCUUUACUAAAAGGAGUACGCAGGGAAGUUAAAGAAAUCAAGAAGGAACUUGAUAGAAUGCGAGCCUUGUUGAAGGAUGCUGAUAGAAGAAAGGAUAGCAAUGAAGAAAUGAAAACAUGGGUGGGAGAAGUAAGAGACGCUGCACAUGAUGUGGAGGAUACCAUCGACGAGUUCUUGUAUCGCAUGGACAGGCCACGACGAGGUGGAUUCAAGGGUUUUCUCAUUGACACUAUCCAUAUCCCCAAGAAUAUUAGCGACAGUCAUCAGUUGGCCAAGCGACUUCAAGAAACCAAGGUUAAUGUUCAGAAUAUUUUUCAGCGAAGAGUUGGAGACGGUCCCAACCAAAUAGAAGAAGUCACCAGAUCCUAUGAUGUUAGCGAACUGUGGCGACGUGAUGUAGAAACUUCUCUUUUCAAAGCGGACAAUGACAUUGUGGGGAUGACAAAAGAAAUAGAUUUGAUAGUAGGAUGGUUAGUGGAGGAAGAACAACGGCCCACGGUGAUUUCAGUGACAGGGAUGGGUGGGGUGGGCAAGACCACUCUUGUCACUAAAGCCUACAAGAAUCAUCAAGUAAAGAAGCUCUUCAACUGCUACGCAUGUGUUUCUGUCUCACAGUCUCUUAAAAUUGAUGAGCUACUACGAAGCAUCAUAAAACAAUUACUUGAGGCUAAGAAAGAGGUCGUUCCAAAUGACUUAGCCACCAAAGAUGCUAGCGAGUUGAGGCGAAUGGUUAGAGGACUUCUCGAAUCAAAAAAGUACCUCAUUAUCUUGGAUGAUGUCUGGACCAUGAAUGAUUGGAAUAAACUAAGUGUCAUAUUUUCAGAUUGUGGAUGUGGAAGUAGGUUAGUAGUUACUACGAGAGACUUUAAUGUCGCUUCUGCAGCAGGAGAGGGAAGACAUGUCUGCAAGCUUAGGCUUCUGGAUGAAGAAGAGGCUUGGGUGCUUUUCUGUAAGAAGGCAUUUCCGAGUGAACCCUGUCCUUUAGAGCUUGAGCCAUUGGCUCGAUCUAUAGUAGAAAAAUGUGAAGGCUUGCCACUUGCAAUUGUUGCCAUCGGCGGCCUCCUGUCAUUGAGAGACAAGACUGCAUUGGAAUGGAGUCGAAUCUACAAAAGCCUAAGCUGGCAGUUGACAAACAAUCAAAUGCUUGAACCAGUAAAGCGCAUCCUGCUGCUUAGCUUCCAUGAUCUACAGUACCGCCUAAAGCACUGUUUCCUAUAUUGUUGCAUUUUUAAUGAGGAUUACUUAAUUCACUGCAAGCAGCUAAUUAGGUUGUGGGUGGCAGAGGGUUUUGUGGAGGAGACAGGUAAAAUUACAAUGGAGGAGGUGGCAGAAGACUACCUGAAGGAACUCAUCCAUCGAAACAUACUUCAGGUUGUUGAGACGAACGAGUUUGGAAGGUUGAAAACUUGUCGAAUGCACGAUAUUGUGCGUGAAGUGGCAUUAUCGGUAAGUCAGGAAGAAAAGUUCUGCAUGACAUAUGAUGAGCUGCAAGCAAGGCAAAAUGGCAAAGUCCGCCGCAUGUCAAUCUACAGUAGUGGCGAAAUUAAUCAUUCGAUCGCAGGUAUGACACAUCUUCGUUCCCUCAUGGUGUUUAAUGGAAACAUGUCUCUUUCAUCUUCUUUAAAUACGAUGGCAUCAAGCUUUAGAUUGCUGAGGGUCCUAAAUCUAGAAGGAGUUCCCAUCGAAAGCAUACCAGAUGAAGUGACUAACAUGUUCAAUUUACGGUAUCUAAAUAUAAGAGGAACUAAUGUUAGGGAGCUUCCUGAAUCUUUAUGGAAGCUACAGAACCUUCAAACACAGGACGUCAGGAAUACGGAGCUACAGAGGCUACCUAGUGGGAUUGUGAAGCUACGGAAACUACGACACCUGUUUAUUUAUCGAAUUACUGACAAGACUUAUAAUAGUUUUGAUUACUUCAGUAGCAUCCAAGUUCCUAUAAGAAUAUGUAAUUUAACAAGUUUACAGACUCUACGUGCUAUCGAAGACAAAGAAGGGGAGAUUGUUAGAAAAGUUGGAAACUUAACCCAACUGAGAACUCUUAGCAUUUCUAAGGUCAGAAAUCCAUGGAGCUGA
Magnolia sinica is the source of this 2136-nucleotide messenger RNA. Its product is annotated as disease resistance protein RPM1-like. The coding region runs from base 1 to 2136 and encodes 711 amino acids. Lineage: Eukaryota; Viridiplantae; Streptophyta; Magnoliopsida; Magnoliales; Magnoliaceae. The record is from RefSeq and is a predicted model, not a curated record. Gene Ontology annotation, biological process: defense response to other organism. Gene Ontology annotation, molecular function: ADP binding. The transcript has a single exon.